AUGGAAAAUGAAUUAGAUUCAUUAUAUAAACACAAAGUAUGGGAAAUAGUAGAGAGGCCUGAAAAAACAAAAUUAGUAAAAACAUACUUGUACAGUGACUUAAACAAGCAUGUGUAUAUGACUCCUCCACCUGGUUAUGAAAAACUGAUUAGAGAAGGCAUAACCCCAUUUGCCCGUCCAAAUUAUCCAGGCAUAGGUAUACCAGGAAAUAGCUUUGGUGGGCUUGGAAGCUUAGCUAGCUUGACUGGAGCAGGGAUGUUAUCAAGCAGAGAUUUAGGACCUGGAUAUCUAGGAAUGAGUCAAGAUCCUUGGAGCCGCCUUCACAGAACUCCACCAAAUUUUCCUUCGCCUUCUGCUAUGAACCCUUCAUCUUGGGGUGGUUUAAAAGCUGAAGCAGAAAGGGAUCGUGUACAGAGGAGAGAAGACCAGGAACGAGAGAAAGAGAAAGAAAAACAGAAGAAAGCAGAUGCUGAAAAAAGAGAGAAAGAAAGUGAGAAAUCUAAAGAAAUAAUGAGAGAAAAUAAACGAGAGCAUGAAAGGCAAAAAGAAAGGGACCGAGAAAGCAGAGUUUCUCAUCUUUCAAACAAUCCUGAGUCAAUAAGAAAUGGGGAGAUGAUGGAAAGGAAUAGAGAAAGAGAAUGGGAGCGCACUAGAGAAAGGAGAGAUUCCUCAAGGUCUCCAAUACGUUCAACGCACAAAUCUGAAGGAGGCUUUGAUAGCAAUAGUGUAGGACACAAAUCCGAUAUCAAAGUGAAGGAGGAAAAGAAAGAAGAAGAUCAUUCUAAAGAAUCUGUGGUCACAAGUGGUAAUUCUGAUCGUGAAAGGACAAAAUCUGGUGAGCCAUCCCAUCCAGAUCCUGUUUGUGAUUAUAUGCCUCGAAGCAUGCUUCCUGGACUUCCUAUGAGUCUGAGCUCAUCUGAACAAGCUCGACUGGCUGGUUCUUUAGGUGCCAUUUCUCAAGUUCCACCACCUCACUUCUGGAAUCCUUUGCCACCACCUCCUCCACAAUCUGCAGCUUCAGCUAGUGAGCGUUAUCGCAGUUUAGAAUUGCAACAUGCUCGAGAACUAGACCGUGAGCAGUUGAUGCAGAAGUAUGCCUCUUUAUCAUCUGUGAUGCCAUUACUUCCAGAGCGAUAUCGGGAAGCUGAACUUGCUAGGCAUCUGUCUUCAUCUGAAGCAGCUGCUAGGGAAGUAGAAAGACAGCUUCAAGCUGAUAGGGACAGGCAGGUGUACGAGCGCACAAAGUUGCCCCCACCACCUCUGAGGCCUAAUGAUCCACCUUAUGUUCCACCUCCUGGACUUCCACCAUCUGGAGGACUAUUUUCUUCUUUGUCAAAUCCAUUUCUGAACAGUUUGUGUGGUACAAACUAUCCCCCAAGAACCAAACCUAGUUCACCAGGUGGCAUUGGUAAUGGUAUACCCCCUCCAUUAAUUCCCUGCGUCAGUCAAGGUGGUAGUCCUGUUACCACCAGUACGACGCCUUCACCAUUACAUCUAAAACUGGGUACCUCAUCUAAUUCUAAUAUUGAAAAUAGUCGAGAGCAUUAUGCUUCCAAAGAACGUCGAGAUUUAACAAGUCAUUCUGCUUCAGAGGUAGAAUCCCAGUCAAGAUAACAACCAUUAAUGCAUUUUUGUAGAAUUUAGUCAAUGCAGGCUCUUGCUUAUUUACAGUAUUAAUUAACCUAAGAUAAGAAAUGAAAAGCCUCAGGAUAGUUGCGUUCAUUAUGUAAUACAAUUUCAAAAUGUUUAUUAUGGAUUUUUCAGGUCUCCAAAAAUUGUUACCCACCUGGAAUAUAUUUCAGCAUGUGAUUUAUAUACAAAUCUUUGUGAAUGCUAAUGGAUGAAUAAACUUGCAAAAUGAAAAUUAAACAGAUAAAACUGUUGAAGUUUAGUAUAAUUUAAUAUGUUAAAUAGAAAAAGUAUACCAUACGAAGUGUUGAUAAUGACUAUGGAAAUCUUGUUAAAACCUGAGGUAUUUCAUUUUGUAAAUCUUUUGUUGCACAGCACUUUAAAUAGAAAUCGUAAUCAUACAAUCUGCUGUUGUUAACUACCCAUAAUCAUAAUGUGCUUCAAAAAGUUCAUAUUACAGCUGCUGUGCAGAAAAAUAGGCAAUACUUUGUGCCCCUUUUCUGAUCUAAAUUGUGUAUCCUAUCAUGCUUGUACAGUGGAAGUUUUUGCUUGCACAUAUCAGUUGAUAAUGCAUAUUGUGAUGAAACUUAUAAAAUGCAUUUGUUUAUACACCAGUUGAAGCAAACAUUUUUUGAAAAGCAUCUUACCAAGAAGUUGUGAAUAAGAGAGCACAAUUAUGUUGUAUUGUGAGAUAUUCAGUGUACAAAUUACAUUUUACAGUGCUUGUAUUUUAAACUAAUUCAAUGUGCAGAUUUGAAUUAAAAAUGGCAUUCAGAUUAAAACAAUGCAUCUGCAGCAAGAGGUCACCAACUUGGAUUUUAAAACAGAAUAAAAAAAUGAUAAUAAAUAAAUAAAAGUAAUAACAUCUAACAGAAUGUUAUGCGAUUUCAUUUUGGAUGGUCAAGAAAGCUAUGUAAAAUAAAAUUUAAAUUCUCAUUGUCAUUUAUUUUUAUUAUUAAUACCGUAAAGUGUAUGAAUAUAUGAGGGAAAAAAUUAAGUUUCUAUUAUAAUAGUAACUUUUUAUUAUACAUUGAUUAUAUGUAUUUUGUUAAAAAAAAUGGUAUGUAUCAAAGGAAGUUUAAAGAACUGUAAGACUAUCAGUUUUUUAUGUUUAGCAGAUAAGAGACAAUUUUAUAUCUGCUUACAGUAUUUUUUAGAAAACUAUGUGAAACUAAUAGACUGUUUUGAUGCUACAUAGUUUUAUGCAGCUGUGAAAGAUAUAAAUCAUAUUUUUAAUUUAAACUAUUGAGAAAAUAUUCAUAAAAAUAUGACAAAAAUAUUCAUUUUGUUGCUUCCUAAGGCUACUAUUUGUUAUAUAUAUGAUUGAUUGAUUUGUAAUUAGAAAAUAUUCUCAUCUCUAAACAGUUCGUAUAGUUUUAUUUUCCUGUGAUAUUUCAACAGAAAACAAUGAAUAUUAAAAUGUACAUCAUAAUUCUGUAACUUUUUUAGAUUGUUUCUUGUAUGAUUGAUUAGAUUAACCAGAAUACCAAUUCCAUUGAAAUACAAAGAGGAGGAAUAAAUUGAAGGAAGCAAAACUGGAUAAGAGAAAAUUAUUUAUUUACAUUACCCUUCAACAAAUGCAAAAUAAUCUCAAAAUAUCUUAAGAAAUCUUUUCAUUAAUUUUAAUUGCCAUUUAUCACUUCCAUACUUUUCUGAAAAUUUUGGGGUAAAAAUUAGCUUUUCUGCUAUAACUAGGGAGCAUUUUGAACUUUUAUGAAAAUCAUUUAAAUAUAUAAAUGUAGCAACUAAAACAUCCCAAAUAACAAUACUGCAAUUAAAUACUUUAGAUAUCCUUAUAUUAAGUUUAGGACUCUUCUGUGUAAUAUAUCCUAUUACAAAAUAGUCCAGUGUUCCUUCAGUCAUGUAAAAUUUACUAUACAAUUUUACAGGUUAGGAUUUUUUUUUUAAUAAAUAGAGUAUAUGAAACUCUGCUACAAUGGAUCAUUAGUCUUAUUUAAGAAAAGUUCUCUUUCUGAACCAAUUUAUUAUAUAUCUUAUUAAUGGAACAUUAUCACUUCAUUGAAUGUAAAAUGUAUGCUAAUUUAUUAGCAAAUUUCCUUUACCUUAAAGCAGUCAAAUGAUUUCCAGUUUUCGUGAAAUGAAAAAACAUAUAUUGUGAAUAUAGCACAAAUGCAAUUUUAAUAUUUCUUAGAAUAAAAUUCUAAAUAUCCUAAUAAAUGAAUUAAUUGAUAAAAAAGUUUUUUAAAAAAAAUUAAGUAGUUCCUCUAAUGCAUUAUUAUUUUACAGAAUUAUGAUUUUAGCAUUUUUCUAGUUUAUAUAUUUUUAUUAAAUUACAGAAAUUUUAUAAUAAUGCUUUGGAAUACCAUUAUUUUCAGAGAAGAAAUUCUCACUCAGGAAUUAUGAAGUAUCUAAAAAUGUGUUUAUUUAAGAAAGAAAGUCAUUGAUGCAUAAAUUAAUAUUUAGGAUAUGAGAGGUAAAUUUUAAUUUGUGUACUUGAAAUAGAAAUUCAUGAUUUGAGUUCAUUUUAUUAUAGUUUUUCUUCACAUAAAAAUAACAAUUAAGUAAAAUGUUUUAAAAAAAUAAUUAAGGAUGUGACGAGACCUUUGAUAAGUGUAGAUAUUUUCAUAAAAUAUUAAUAAUAUUCUUUUCCUGCUCUCAUCCACAUAAAGAAAUUAAUAAGCACAUUGCCAAAUAAGUAAUAUUCACUACAUAUCUGUGUGUAAAAACAAUAAAGAAUUACUACAGUAAAAGCAAAAACAAAUCAGUAAUUGAAACUUAACAUGUAACAAAUUUAAAGACUUCAAUACAACUAUUGUUCUUUUCAUGUAUUGUAUGUUAGUUCAUCAAGAAAUUUCUGUGAAUUUCUUUCCGACAGAUGAUAAAUACAAAUCAAGCAGUACAAAAAAUUCCAAGUUCAUUGAAGCACAUAAUCAUUAUUUUGUUCUAGAACUUUUUGUUAUCUCUUUGGCAGCUGGAAAAUUCUCUUUUUAAAAAAAGUUAUUAGAUUUUUGUUUGUAAAGAAGUUAUCAAGGUGCUAGCUGACACUGUUCAAGGAAGUGAACUCCAGGACAGCAAAGAACCCCAUGCCAAAACUCUAAGCAUAUUCUGCUCUGUUAGAUCUGGAGUAUCCAUACAUGGCGCAGUUUACAUACCAAAUCUUCUUCAAAUGAUCAUAUACUGUAUAUUUUGAAAUAUUUAUAUUGUUUAAUAGUUCCUGAAGUGUGUAACAUGGAUAUUCAGCAAUAGCUUCUUGUAACAAGUCCUUGUUUACAUUGGAUAUUAUCUUCGAAAUUAAAUUUCCACUCUUAAACUUAACAAAUGGCCUUCAAACUGUGUCUUCAGAAACAGAAAUUUAUCCAUAUGUAGCACAAAUUAUACAAGCAAUCUGACUAGCAGGGUUUCCUUUUUUUAAAAUAAAAGAUCAUAACAGUAUGAAAUUUCUUCAUUCUCAACGCUAUAUUGGGAAAAACAUGACACAACAAUGCAUGCAGGUGUUAAGCAACAUGAGCAGAAAAGACCAUGUUUAAAUGUCUGCUUCAAUUAAGAUCACUCCAUAUCAGCAGUAACAAAAUAAUUAAAAGAAAAUGCACUUUGAUGUGAAAAACUGCAGAACUUUCCAGAUAACCCAAUAUAUAUUAUUCAUAUAUAUAUAUGUGUGUGUGUGUAUAUUUCUCAAAAGAUAUAGAACUUCAUUUUCCUGUUAAAUUUCAGUAAGAUAAUAGUAAGCCAAAAUCUGUUAUUUUUACUACCAGUUUCACCGGUUAUUAAGUAUGGUAAAUACUCAAAUUUUGUGCAUGUUGCGGCUGGCAGUAAAUGUGAACCAGUAGGAAAAUUAAGUGUUUAAUUAACUUUGCUAUUAUCAAAGCUCUAAUUAAAGCUACAUUUAUUAUUGUUUGUUUAUUCUUCUCUGAGAAUUCUUUUAUAACCCUGUAUACUUGUGUACUGAUUUCUGUGAAAUUGCAUGUAUGCUUUCAUUUCCAUGCAUGUAAAUCCCCCAGGUGCCCCUUGGUAUAAACUGGAAUGAAAUUAAGCAAAUAAUCCGUAUGUGCUCUACCUAAAUUAAAUCAUCCAUACACCCCCCCCCCAAAAAAAAGUGCAUGAUAAUCCAGAUAAUUUCUAUUGAUUUUGAUAAAUUGGUACAAUAUAAAAAAUAAUAAAAAAAAAAGUUUAAAAUGUUUUAUUAGAGAUACAUAAAGACUAAAACUAUACAGAAAUAAGUAAACUUGCAAAUAAUUCAGAAUUUGUAUUUCUGUACGAUGCAAAUAUCAAAGCUGCACUGUUUAAGAUGGAUGUAUUUUACAUUCAGCUGAAGAAAGAUUAGAAGGAAUGCUGCUAUUUAAUAACAUUAAUUUCAGUGUUUUACUUCAAGAUAUUUUUUCAUGAUUUUUCUUUUGUUCCAGACAUAGAUGCUUGGGGUACAAGUGCUGUUAUAUUCAACAAGUAUUUUUUUUUUUUUUCUUUUGGUUAGAUCUCAUUUUAAUUAUUAAACUGAAUUGUUAGGGGAAUCUUUAUGAAUGUUUGAAUGUUUUUUGCACAUUCUGAAAAAUACUGUAAAAAAUAUUAUUUAUAUAGUUACUGUAGUAAUUUUUUCAGCAAAUUGUACUAAAUGAAUAAUCACCUAAAUAACCUCCAAAAAUUUUUUUUAUUAAUAUUAGUAAAACGAAAACUGGAUUAGCCUGAAUUAUUUAAAAUUAAAAGUUAAUCAAAGAGGUAUAUAGUAGAAUGUUAUUUUAUAGUUUCACCUACAUUAGAUAUCCUGCCUUUCAUAUUGUGUCUAUGGUUUUGAAUAAUAUGAGCUUUUUAAAUAUCUAAAUAAAUAUUAGAUUAUGAAAAACUAAAUGUAACAAUGUUGUAUAAAACUUCGUUUUUUUCAUAAAUGUAAUUAAACAAUCAUACAGGACAAAUGUAGAUUUGUAUAUUCCAGGCCUAAUAAACAAUGUAGCAUCUUAUUUUUGAUAUCAGUUGUGAUUCAAAAAGAAAACUAUAAAAUGUUGAUUAUAAUUUCUUGAAAUUAUGUAAAUGCAGUGCAGAAUGUUUGUACCUUGUCAUUACUCAGAAAGUUUCUAAGUUUAUUUUUUGUGAUACUAAUCCUUAAUGUGACUUCCGACAAGCAUGUUGAGUGCUGUCUUAUUUUUUGAAUGCAUUGAAUUGUGCAUAAAACUGCCUCUGAUGUCAUGGUCUGAAUGUUAGUGCUGUUGAAACUGUGCAUAUUCACUUCAGUGAGUAAAGCGAAGAAUACUGCCUGUAAUAUUUUAGAAAAGCAUUGCUGUGCUAUAUGUACACUACUCUUAUUUAUAAAGAAGAUAACAAAAGUUUUUAUAGAAAAACAAAAAAUAUGUUUGCUGUUUUCACUUUCCAUUUUGCAUUCUAAUUACCUAAAGAAUGCAGCCAGUGUAAAUUUUGAAAUGUUUCUAUUUAGUGUAUAGAAUAAAAAAGGAAAAGAUA
Molecule: messenger RNA, 7035 nt
Organism: Stegodyphus dumicola
Lineage: Eukaryota; Metazoa; Arthropoda; Arachnida; Araneae; Eresidae
Source: RefSeq, a predicted model, not a curated record